CUGGACGGCACGGAUUCCGACUAUGGACAACAUCCCAUACCAAAAAGUUUCCCGCGCUUGUUUUCUAACAUAACCUCAUGGCUGCGUAAAAAAGUAACUUUCCGCACAGAGCCUGACCUUUGUGAUCCAAACCCGUGUUUUCACAACGGCCAAUGCAACGUCCUGUCUAACAAAGUAACGUGUUCGUGUCGUGAGCCUUUCACGGGCGACAAGUGUCAAAAAGCUAAAGAUGUCUGCAAGGAUAUGAAUUGUCAUUUUGGUGACUGCGUGUUGAACUCGGCUGGAGGUCCAGAGUGCAAGUGCACAUACCCCUACCUCGGACCCAACUGCCUCCAACAGCAAGCCGUUCCCUGCAGUCCAAAUCCUUGCCACAACGGUGGCGUCUGUAUGGAGCAAAAUCGGCAAGCAAAUUGCAGUUGUCUCAAAGGAUACAGAGGACGCUACUGCCAAGUAGCCCCCAAUGACUGCUACGUGGGCAACGGCAAGUCAUACGUCGGCACGGUCAGCACCACGGUACGCGGUGAGGAAUGUCUCAACUGGCAUUCCGUCUCCAUUCUGCUGAAUGACGGGCGAAGUCCUUUCGACAUGUACCCAAACUUCAGCGGCUUGGGACAAAACAACCACUGCAGGAAUCCAGAUGGGGAGAGCAAGCCGUGGUGUUAUGUCAAAAGGGCCAAGGUGGAGUGGGACUACUGCGACGUCAAGCCGUGCCACCCAAAAGUCUUUCAUCUUACUCGGCCGAGCCAUCCAAACGCCAUGUUCUCCCAGUGCGGUAUUGCCCAGCCAAAGGAGUUGCACCGGAUCAUCUGGGGGAUCAAGUCGUGGCCGGGUGCCCACCCGUGGCAGGUGUCCCUGCAGGAACGAGCAAAAGGCUCCAACGUCGCCUUCGUUCCGAUAUGCGGCGGGGCCCUGCUCUCCUCCUGCUGGGUCAUCACGGCUGCGCACUGCAUCGAGACGACGAAUGAAUACCAGGUGAUGGUGGGAGCGGUCAAACUGGACUCGACGGAGCUCACGUACCAGCUCAUCCCAGUGGUCCGCAGCGUCCUCUAUCCUCGUCCGCGUGACGCUGACCUCGCUCUGCUCCAACUCCAAGUCACACACGACCAACACUGUGCCCGGGAAUCGAGAUUUGUUCGCGCUGUGUGUCUACCCAGACAGCACUUCCCCGCCGGAAAGGAAUGCGUGGUCUCGGGAUGGGGAAGCGAUGGAAACUCCAGCAGAAGCAACGACUUGUUGGACGCUUACGUCUCGCUCAUCUCGGAGCAGACAUGCAAGCAGCCUCAAGCGUACCAAGGCCUUUUGCGCGACGGCGAGCUGUGCGCGGGCAACAUGGAAGGGGGAGCCGACUCCUGUAAUGGUGACUCCGGCGGCCCUCUGGUGUGCCAGCGCAACGGCAUACAUUACCUGACUGGGGUGGUGAGUUGGGGAGAUGGCUGCGGCCUCCCGAACAAGCCCGGCGUCUACGUCGACGUCUACAAGUUUGUCCACUGGAUCCGACACGAGAUCGGCUCAACCUUGGCGAGGUGAACCGUCGCGCGAUAAGCUUCCUACUCGAUUUUACUCCAGUGAAUAGCCAGUGAUGUGAAGCUACGAAACCAGGAAAUCCUGAACCAUUAAACAAUUGACCGAAACGUUCAAGAUUGGGAUUUUUGAUUGAUUGAUUGAUUUUAUUU
Messenger RNA from Hippocampus zosterae (dwarf seahorse), 1673 nucleotides. Its product is annotated as hyaluronan-binding protein 2-like. Gene Ontology annotation, biological process: proteolysis. Lineage: Eukaryota; Metazoa; Chordata; Actinopteri; Syngnathiformes; Syngnathidae. Gene Ontology annotation, molecular function: serine-type endopeptidase activity. The transcript has 12 exons. The record is from RefSeq and is a predicted model, not a curated record. The coding region runs from base 244 to 1527 and encodes 427 amino acids.